Molecule: messenger RNA, 308 nt
Organism: Caenorhabditis sp. 36 PRJEB53466
Lineage: Eukaryota; Metazoa; Nematoda; Chromadorea; Rhabditida; Rhabditidae
Source: the annotation of a GenBank genome assembly
AUGCCUUUGGCCGUUGACCUGCUUCACCCAGAGCCGCAAAGGGAGAUCAGACGCCACAAGCUCAAGCGUCUCGUUCAACACCCGAACUCCUACUUCAUGGACGUCAAGUGCUCGGGAUGCUUCAAGGUAAGAAUUUUGAAAUUCUGCUGAUAAGUGCGCAAGCAUCAAUGAUUAAUUUUCAGAUUUCGACCGUCUUCUCGCACGCCACGACUGUUGUCGUCUGCGUCGGAUGCAACACCGUCCUGUGCCAGCCAACCAGAGGAAAGGCUAAGCUCACCGACGGAUGCUCCUUCCGCAAGAAGCAAUAA